Messenger RNA from Biomphalaria glabrata, 2023 nucleotides. RefSeq names its product pleckstrin homology domain-containing family B member 2-like. Gene Ontology annotation, cellular component: membrane. The record is from RefSeq and is a predicted model, not a curated record. Lineage: Eukaryota; Metazoa; Mollusca; Gastropoda; Planorbidae. The transcript has 5 exons. Bases 123 to 743 code for a protein of 206 amino acids. Gene Ontology annotation, biological process: regulation of cell differentiation.
AAUUUAUUUUGAUAAGAAGGAGAAGCAAUUUCAGAAAACAAUAAUUUAACUCACGUAUUCUAGAUUUAGACCGACUAGAUUGGUGACUAGAUCUAUACAAGCAGGAAGUAUUUAGGAACUCUAUGGCUUCGGCUGGUUUUGAUAUCGCUAAAGCAGGCUGGCUUUAUCGUCAAAGCUCAGUUUUGCACAGAUGGAAAAAAAAUUGGUUUGUACUAGACCGCCUGGGUGAUUUACGUUAUUUUGAGAAUCCUGAUACUCCACGAGCUGAAGAGAGAAUAGUUGUUCGUGCAGCUGUUUUACAGAUCAAGAGUGGACCUGAUUGCAGAAAAGCUGAUCCUCCUGAGGGAGUUAGCCAAGCAAAGGCAUGUUAUCUGGAACUUGUUAUGAAGGACAAAGAAUCAAUGCUUCUUUGUGCUGAAUCAUUUGAUGACAUGAGAGCUUGGCAGAUAGCACUCGAAGAAGCAAGAACACUACCUGUGCCAGUGCAGCCACCACAUGUAACAACUUCAACCACAACAUAUGUUUGUCCUCCUGGGUACUACUAUGGCAGUCCAUAUUAUGGAGGAGGCUAUCAAGGCCAAAUUAUUAGCCCGCCACCAGCUCAAGUGCUUCAUACACGUGGAGGAACUACUAUAAUUAAUGCUCCCCCCGGACAACAGAUAGUGUAUGUUGAUGAUGCACCUUACAGAUACAGAAGAACUUACACCACAGGAAUCUAUCCCGUGCCUAUGUUUUUCUGGUGAUUGACAUGUAUUUCAUUUUUCACUAUAAAAGUACAGGCAUUUGUAGAUUUUUUUUUUACAAUUAUUUGUUUUGUGACUGUAACAUUUCAUUUCUCAUUCCAUUGUAAUAACAUGUGUUAGCUGUUAUAAUAUUUUGGUUUUAACUCUUUCUCUCCUAAUUAACGAUACCAUUGUUGAUUUGAUCCCAUUAAAUUAAAUUAAUUUUUGUUUUUAUGCACUUUAAUUUGUGUUGUAUAAAAAGAGCAUGCAUUCUCCUAAAAUUCUGUACCAAAAGUAACAUUUUCUAAUUACAAACAAAAAUGUUAUUAAAGUUUAAUGAUAACAAGGUAGAAUAUACAAAUGUGAAUAAUGAACAAUUCUGUCAGGAGAUAAAGAGUUAAGUAUAUACUUGCAUAAUAUUUUUUUUACUGCAUUUCUUUAGCAGCUCAAAAAGAUGUUUUCAGAACCAUAUAUUUAAAAAAUAUUAUCUACAUAGCACAUUAUCAUGCUAGUCUUUUUUUUCCUAAAAUUAAUACUUAAGUGCAAUACCUAACAUAACAAUAGUAAUAUAACAAUAGUUUUUUUUUCCUUCCGUUUUUUUUAUUCCAAAUUCAGGAUUUAUUUUUAGUUGUUAAAAUUUAUUAUAAACACAAGAGACAUAUUUUAGUAUAAAUUCUUAUUGUGUAAAGUUAUCAGAUCAUGUGGGUUAAUAUGUAAAAAAAUAAAUUCUUUGAUCAUAGAAUAUUACAACAAAAUGUUUUACUUUUUAGAUUGUUAUUGUUAUACUGUAGAUGUCUUUUUUUUUUUUAAUCAGAUUGUUUAGAUGCUUUGCUUUUUAUAUAUCUGUAUUUAGAGAUUUUGCCUCAAAAUAUAAUAGUGUUACGAACCAAUAAUAAAAAAAUUAAAAUAAAAUUUUAAAAUAAGCUCAAAUAUAUGUUUUUUUUUUGUAAGUUUUCGUUCUUUGUUUUAUUGUACUUGUUAUGGCUUCUCUACAGUGAGAUAAGUAUCUAACAAAUGACCUUCUAUUUGUAAUUGGUGCAGAUUUGGUGAUUAGUACAACACCAGGAAAUUUGAGUAGCACCUUAUCAAAAGAACAUGUUGAUCUAAUAUAGUCAUAGCUUUGACGUUUUAGUCUAACUUACUUACUAGCUUAUCUUGGAAACUGAAUCAGUGAUUCAAUCAUGGAUAUAACUUUAUUGUGAUAUUGUUAAAACACAUUUGCAUCAUUCUAUUUUUUGUUAUAUAUCUGUGCUUUCAAUAGAUCUACAUUUGAGGAGUAAUAAACUAUUAUUUGUUUAAGA